This is a messenger RNA of Pseudo-nitzschia multistriata, 4039 nucleotides long. NCBI's taxonomy places the organism in Eukaryota, Bacillariophyta, Bacillariophyceae, Bacillariales, Bacillariaceae. The record is from the annotation of a GenBank genome assembly.
ACGGACCAACGGACCAACGAAGCAACGGACCAACGAAGCAACGAAGCAACGAACCAACAAGUAGACGAACGAGCACUUCUGAUAGCCACCGAUCGUCUACUCGAAAGCAGCGUUCGGGGGCUUUCUUUUCUUCUCGGUAACGCGUGGCCCGGCACCGGAUUGCCCCGCUCGCAUCGAAUCUAAUCUCUACCGGCCGCCAUGCARUCCUCCGUUGCGUCGAAACUCCCCCGGCUCCUGGCCCGGAGAUCAAUGGCGUCCCGCCGCCUUUCUCUCUCGCUCGGGGGGCCACCGAAGAGCAGGGGCACCUGCUUUUGUCCCGGGACCCAGGGCGUCGCGCAGAAGCUGCGGGAGCAACAGCAAGAGCAACCGCGGGAGCAACCCUGCCCACCGCCGCGCCGCAUCCAUUCCACCCUGGCGUCCAAGUCCUUCUGGAGGGGAUUGCACCAGGCCGUUCGGCAGGGAAACGGAAACCACGCGGAGGAAAUCGCCGAGGAGGUCCUCCGGGACUUUUAUCGGCUGUCGGAACCCCGGCCCGUUUCGGCACCAAAAGCCCAAGCCCCCCACGACUACAGGGGAUCUSUAUCUCUGCCCCUGCCCGUCGGCCCGGGCUCCCACCUCCUGGACAGCCGGGUCUUUUCCCUGGUCCUGCGGGCCUGGCAGAACUCGGACCACGGGUCCCUCCACUCGGCGCUGCGGGCCCACAACCUGCUGGUCCAGAUGGCCGCCCUGGCCGACCAGGACGUCCUCUGCGAUCCUCCCACGCAGGGGGACUACCUGGCGGUCCUGGAGUGCUGGCACAGGGCCUCGGAGGAGGCCUCGGAGGACGGAAAGGCUGCCAGCUCCGAUGCAUGUGCCAAUUCGGCUGCCCUCGCCGCGAAGCACGCCGAGGAGCUCUGGGGACAGAUGGAGGAACGGCAGCGGAUGGRCGCCAUGGCCGGCAAGGAGGGAGGCUUUUCCAUCGGCGAGGAGGCCUCCGAGCGCUUUGCCUCGCUCCUGGCGAGGGCGGGCAGGGCCUCCCGGGCCGAGCAGGUCGUUUGGGACGCGGUGGCCAAGCAAAAACAAAAACAGCUGCGGGACCGAGAAACACACCACCGGCGAGAAGGACACGAGCGGGCUCCGAGCUACUCCUUUCCCGACGCCGUCGAUGCUAGCGGCGCGAACAAGAGCAACAACAACAAUAGCAGCAGCAGCAACAACAGCARCAACAACAGCAAAACCCACACACAAAACCAAACCGAAAACGAAACCGAAAACCACCACGAGAACCAACCGAUGGUGGGCCUGGACCUGUGCCACGCGGUUCUCCGAGCCCACAUCGCGUCCAAGGAGUCCAGGGCCUCCGAAAGGGCCGAAGCAUUUCUGCGGCAAAUGGCAGCGGACCCCUCCCUGCCCGGUCCGACCGUCGAUUCCUACAACCUAGUGCUGGAACGAUGGAUGCGUUCGUCCAGGGCCACCCGCAAACCCGGGCUCCUGGCGGACAUUGCCGGCAGGGUCGAGGAACUCAUCCACCACAUGAAAGACGAGAGCCGGAUACAGCCCGAUCUUGUCUCGUACAAGAACGGCAUCGACGCCCUGGCCCGUUCCGGCGAGGCCGUCCGGGCCGAGACCAUGCUGGCCCACCUGGUGAAGGACUAUCUCCUGCACUACGACGCGGACCUCAAGCCGGGCAUCGAGCCCUUCCAGAGCGUCCUGUGGGCCUAUUCCAAGGCGGCCACCGGGGGAAAGGGACACCGGCGCAUCCCCGAUGCGGCAGCGAGGGCCGAAUCCAUUCUCGGAAACAUGAAGGAGCUGUCGGCGAUGCUGGACACCUACCCGACCGUCUGGUCGUACAACACCGUCCUCAAGUGCCUGGCGCACUCGGGCAAGGCGGACGCGGGKGCCCGAGCCCUGGCCCUGUACGAAGACAUAGCGGGAGCCUCGCCGGGAUCGGAGCAGCCGACUGGCAGCGGCAACAACGACAAUAACAACGACAAUAACAACCACGAGGACGAAGACAAGCACCUAUCGCCGCGCCCCAUCGAUCUCGGGCCCGACGCGGUGACCGUCAACACGGUCCUGAGCGUCCUGGCGAAAGGCCCGGACGCCGCGGUGCGAACGGAAGAGCAGCUGUGGGCGUUUUGCGAGGCACACGAGCAGGACCCGGCAAGCUGCCCCCGACCGGACGCGGUGGCCUUUUCGACGGCCAUCCACGCCUGGAGCCGCUCGGCGGACGCGGAUGCCCCGCACAGGGCCGAGGCACUCUUGCAAAAACUGAUCGACCGCAACCAACACUCAGACACCCCGUGCCGCAAAAAGGACAGCCCCGACGUCGUCACCUACACCAACCUGAUGCAGUGCUGGAUCAAGUCCAAGAAACCGGAAGCCCCGGAAAAGUCGGAGUCCAUCCUGAGGGAACUGCAGGCCAUGGCCCUCGGCGGGGACAAACGCAUGGCCCCGGACGCGGCCUGCUGGAACUCGGUGAUUUCGGCCUGGGCCGCGGUGGGAAACGGGGACCGAGCGGAGGCCCUCUUUCUGGAAAUGCUCGAGGCCUCGUCCAGGGACGGGGCCGCACGCGGAGCCUCGCCCACUUCCAUCACACUGACCAACGUCCUCAAGGCGUGGGUCCGGGACCGAUCGCCGGGGGCCUCCGACCGGGCCGUUGCCCUCCUGGAAAAGAUGGAGGACUCCUACCGGUCCGGGGCCCUGGACGCGAAACCCAACACGGUGAACUACACGGUGGCGAUGGACUGCCUGGCCUACGCCAAGACACCGGCUUCGGCCGAGCGGGYGGAGGCCAUGCUCCGCAAGAUGGAGGCCUCGGGCGACCCGGGGAUGCGCCCCAGCCUGGUGAGCUACAACAGCGCCAUCAAGGCCUGGUCGUAUUCCGGGGAUCCGGAGGCCGCGGGCAGGAUCACGGGCCUGCUGCGGGAGCUCAUCGAUCGAUCGGAAGACGAUCCCGGCAUGAGGCCCAGCGACAACACCUUUGGAACGAUCCUCCGGUUCCUGGCCGAAAGCGACCUCCCGGACAAGAAACAGCGGGCAGUGGCCCUCAAAAACCUGAUGGACAUCUUCCUCGAAAGCGAGCCAAAGCCCUGGGUCAAGCACGAGCUCGAGCGGUGCCUCUCGGCCACCGGCACCGAAGGGUCCACUCCCCUUGGCGGAAGCAAUGCCCGAAGCACCCCCGAGCGCGAGAUCCCCCCCGGGGUCAAGGAUCCCCAGCCGGAACCCCGUGGGAUCGCUGCGCCCACCCGGGAGCGCAGAGCGAACAAGCGGUUCCAGAGCGAGAUCCGCCACCGGAACCUAGCCAGCCGGCCCGUGUCCGGACCGAAGGAAUCCCCGGACACCGGCCUGCGCGAUGCUCUCGUGAGGGUCCGGCUCGUCCGCGACACCGCAGCGAGCGCGGGCGACCCGGGCUGCGGCGGUGACCCCCGUCCGGUCACCCUCGUGGUGGUGGACGGGGAGAGCGAGUACUCGUGCUUGCUGGCCGGUGGAGAAACCAACCCUGCCAAGGGGAUCAAGGGCGGGCAGUUCCUAGACAUUUCGUAUUAUUGGCACAAGGGCGAUCCCGUGGUGGUGGAGGCGAGGGACGCCGUGACCGGGCACGGGAUCAAGGUAUGAACCCCCGUGGCGAUGGGAGGCCAAGGAGGACACMACAAUUUUGCGGCCUCCGGGAAACCCCUCUGGUUUCCUGCCCGAAGCUGUGGAUCGAUCGAGACAACCGAAGAACGAACGAGUCAGUCGAACGACCGCGAUUGCACCAACCCGGGGCAUCUGAAACGCAGGGUUUGUCCAUACCACUUGCGAUGGUUUGGAUCCGGUCCCGCUGCAAGUCGGUGAUGGAUGGUGAGCGAUUGGUGGCAGGCCAAGCCAACUCGAAUCGAAUCGAAUCGAAUCGAAUCGAAUCACGACGUUCUCCGUUCAAAGGUGGAGAAACCUCUGUUUGGUCUCGCAGGGGUAGUGCACGAAUCGUCGGUGCCGCGCAUGCAUGAAUCACCGAGAUGCUAGACAGGACUGCAUGCGCCCGCUUUUUUGAAGGCAUUGCAAUGCUAUGUACAUACCU